Messenger RNA from Aspergillus wentii DTO 134E9, 1515 nucleotides. Its product is annotated as guanosine diphosphatase. The coding region runs from base 1 to 1515 and encodes 504 amino acids. NCBI's taxonomy places the organism in Eukaryota, Fungi, Ascomycota, Eurotiomycetes, Eurotiales, Aspergillaceae. The transcript has 3 exons. The record is from RefSeq and is a predicted model, not a curated record. Gene Ontology annotation, molecular function: UDP phosphatase activity; GDP phosphatase activity. Gene Ontology annotation, biological process: protein N-linked glycosylation; nucleoside diphosphate catabolic process. Gene Ontology annotation, cellular component: membrane; Golgi apparatus.
AUGGCACAGACUCAGAAGUCGAGAUACUUGAAGACGGGGGCCAUCAUUGGUUUCCUGUUGAUGUUGAUGUUUUGGCUUUCUCCGUCGAAGCCUUCGGUCUCUAGCUUUGGAAAUGGACAAACAUCUUCAGGCGCAUCCCCUCUUACGUCCAAAUGUUCUAAGUCUUACGACCCAUCCAAGCCUUUGAUCCAGUACGCGCUCAUGAUCGAUGCCGGAAGCACGGGCUCUCGGAUCCAUGUGUACAAAUUCAACAACUGCGGCCCUACCCCCGAACUUGAGCACGAAGAGUUCCAGCAGACGGAGAAGAAAACAGGUGGCUCUGGCUUGAGUUCCUUCAAGGAGGAUGCCGAAGGAGCAGCCAAGAGUCUGGACCCUCUCAUGGAGGUGGCUCUCAAGACCGUCCCUGACGAGUACAAGUCUUGCUCGCCGGUCGCUGUAAAGGCUACGGCUGGAUUGCGCAUGCUUGGACCUGACUUGAGUCGCAACAUCCUGGAAGCAGUGAGAACUCGUCUGGAAACCGUUUACCCCUUCCCUGUUGUCUCCAGGGAGAAGGGAGGUAUUGAGAUCAUGGAUGGCACUGAUGAGGGUGUUUACGCUUGGAUCACCACGAACUAUCUCCUGGGCAAGAUCGGUGGUCCUGACGAGACUCCCACCGCUGCGGUGUUCGACUUGGGUGGUGGCUCGACUCAGAUUGUGUUCCAGCCAACCUUUGAGAAGUCUCCUGCUGGCGGCAUGCCGCAGAAAUUGGCCGAGGGUGAUCACAAAUACGCUCUCCAGUUUGGUGGACGUUACUUCGAACUUUAUCAACACUCCCACCUCGGCUAUGGACUUAUGGCCGCGCGCGAGGCUAUCCACAAGGCUGUCGUUGAGGCUAGGUUGGCCCUGACCCCCAAGGAUCUGUCCUGGGUGAAGCAGCCAAUUUCCAACCCAUGUAUCGGACCUGGAAUGGAGCGCGAUGUGACACUGACUUUUGAUGAAACACACGCUCUUGGAAAGGAGGUCACCGUCAAAAUGGCUGGACCCAAGGAAUCGACUGCGCCUGCGCAGUGCCGAGGUCUGGCUGAGAAAAUCUUGAAAAAGGACGCUGACUGCAAGCUGGCCCCGUGCUCCUUCAACGGUGUCCACCAGCCUUCUCUGGCCAAGACGUUUGCAAGGGAAGAUGUCUACAUCUUCUCCUACUUCUUCGACCGCACGAAGCCUCUGGGCAUGCCCGACUCUUUCACCUUGGAGGAGUUGCACCAACUGACUUCCACCGUUUGCGCUGGAGAGUCCAACUGGCAGGUCUUUGAGGGAAUCGAGGGCGCUUUGCCUGAGCUGCGCGAUCGCCCCGAGUGGUGUUUGGAUCUCAACUUCAUGGUGGGCUUGUUACACACCGGCUAUGAAAUGCCUUUGUCUCGCGAGGUCAAGAUUGCCAAGAAGAUCAAGAACAACGAGCUGGGCUGGUGUCUUGGAGCUAGCUUGCCUCUUCUGAGCCAGGACUCUGGCUGGACUUGCCGUGUCAAGGAAAUCUCAUAA